GGCAUCCUUUCAGCAGUUCCCCAAAUCCCCGCAUGCGCCGGCGACCGUGGACCUCGCCGCCGUUACGGGAGUGCAGCCGCGAUUCCAAUCCAAAUCCACCAUCCACCUGACCGCGUCAUACGGGGAACCAGAAAACCCACAAUUCGACCCCGGCCAGGCGGAGGCGAGGCCAAACCGACCAAAGCCCUGCCUGCUGCCAGUCCGCGCGCGAUCCCCAAACCCCGAUCGAUCAGCCCCGCCGCCGCCGCCGCGGAGCACGAUGCUCGAUUUGGACACGGAAUGGAUCCGCAAGAUCUUCGCCGCCUCCUCCCAGGCCCCGCCGCUCCCUCCCCGCGACGCCGCGGCCCCUCCGCCCGCCUGGUUCCUCCUCGAGCCGCUGGGGUACAUCGCCGACCACGCCAACGCCACCUCCGCGGAGGCCUCCUCCAGCACGGGCCACACCUUCCGGGUCACCGUCUGCGCCGCCGACCCGCUGGGCCUCUCCCACGUCUGCGUCCACUGCCCCGGCCUCACCGCCGCCGACUUCUCCGACCGGCCCACCGUCGUCUGCUCCGAGAAGGACCUCCUCGUCCUCUCCGUCGUCUUCAUCUUCGGCGCCUACGCCAAGGAGGGCCUCAAGGAGUACUUCGUCUACAGGGCCGGGCCCGGCCGGCCGUCCCUCCACCUGCUCCCAGGCCCCUUCCCGCGCGUCCUCACCAAGGCCGACGUCGCGCUCGUGCCCCGCGACGACGGCGCGCAUUUCCUCCUGCCCGUCCUGUGCUUCACGCUCGGACGCUGGGUCUAUGACCUCCAUGUGUUCUCCUCCAUGACCUGGGCUUGGAGCGUGAAGGAGGUGGAGGGGGACGUGUCACCUGGUGCCAGAGCUGAGGUGUCCCACAUCAUAGCUUCCAAGGUGAUUCUGCUCGGAGAAGGCACGGUGGGAUGGGUUGAUCUCUGGAGGGGGAUUGUGGUCUGCAAUGUGCUCGAAGAAAUGCCCGUGCUGCGGUUCAUCCCGCUGCCCCCGCUGAUGCCUGGCCACAGGGAGGGCCCCAAGUCAUCCCCGUGGCCCAUUCGGAACGUCUCCUGCAGCGAUGGUUUGGUCAAGUAUGUCGAGAUAGAGAAACAUCAAAGGCAUGAUCCUGAUGAAAGGCCAUUCGAUGACAUUGACACACUCUACGAGGCAGACUGCUUGAAGAAGCACAAAGUAAUGGGCUGGAAGGCCAUGACAUGGUAUAGAAGGUUCUCUUGUGACCGUUGGAGCAAGGGGUCCGUGGCUUAUGAUAAGGAAAUCUCAGUUGACCAACCAAUGCAUUCAGUGUUAAUGCCUGAGCUGACGGAUGAUAAUGCCGGAGAGUUGACACUAAAGGACAUGCUAGCAUCUUACCCUGUCUCGAGCUUGGCAGAUCAUUGUGAUGAUGUUGUUUACAUGUUGUGUGAAUCAAAAUCUGGCAGCAAAAAGUCAUGGCUGAUCACUGUUGACCUGAAAAAGAAGAUAUUGGUUGAAUUGGCACCAUUUCCUCUCGAAGGAUAUUACAGCCCAGCCCACCCUUCUGAACUGUCCAAUUAUCUGAACGUAACUCCAGCAGAGGAAGAAGAUACUUCAGAAGGACCCUGAGAAGGAGCUGGUGACAAGGGCAUGUGUGGUGCUCCAGCGCCAUCCUCGCUGUCCAGAAACCAACUCAAGCCUCCCUGAGAACGCAAACAUGGAGAUUUUUCUGGUGUCUCAAGCUCUGUUCUCGUCUUCUGCACAACUCUGCUGCUCCCAUUUUAUUUACUGGUCUAUCCCGUGUUUUGCUUCUGCCUUUGAGUGGCUAUCGUUUUAUAAUUAGCGUAGCUUUCUGUGUUAGUUGAAUGGUGUACACUGUUCUGGUUAACUGGUCUUUGUAUAGACCUUUUGGUUUGCUUUCUCUCAAAUCCUGGUAAUGGAAAAAUUUACUGUUGGUCAAAGAUAUGUUGAAGUGGCAGGAAAAUAAUCUGUUAUAUAUACAUGGAAAAUUAAUAAUUUCUUAUAAA
Messenger RNA from Triticum aestivum (bread wheat), 1992 nucleotides. RefSeq lists its product as uncharacterized. Bases 260 to 1594 code for a protein of 444 amino acids. The transcript is spliced from 2 exons. Lineage: Eukaryota; Viridiplantae; Streptophyta; Magnoliopsida; Poales; Poaceae. The record is from RefSeq and is a predicted model, not a curated record.